This is a messenger RNA of Dreissena polymorpha, 609 nucleotides long. Its product is annotated as tumor susceptibility gene 101 protein-like. The transcript is spliced from 8 exons. The record is from RefSeq and is a predicted model, not a curated record. The coding region runs from base 1 to 609 and encodes 202 amino acids. Gene Ontology annotation, biological process: protein transport; endosome to lysosome transport; protein modification process. Gene Ontology annotation, molecular function: ubiquitin binding. Gene Ontology annotation, cellular component: ESCRT I complex. Lineage: Eukaryota; Metazoa; Mollusca; Bivalvia; Myida; Dreissenidae.
AUGUCUUCGAUUGAACAGUUCCUGAAAUCUGCACUUAUGAAGUACAAACACCCAGAAAAGGCCAAGAAAGAUGUCCUUAGUGCAAUCAAGAAGUUUGAAACUCUAAGCCCAAAAUAUGAGGCAUUUGUGUUAAAUGAUUGCUCAUCAAGAGAGCUCUUGCAACUUGACGGAACGAUCCCUGUCACCUACAAAGGUGCCGUGACCAACAUCCCAAUCUGUAUCUGUCUAAUGGACACACACCCUUACGACCCACCGAUUGUGUUUGUUAAACCCACCUCAACAAUGGCAAUCAGGUCCGGCAGAAAUGUAAACACCAACGGGAAAGUCGACUUGCCAUAUCUUAGGGAAUGGAACUAUCCCAACUCUGAUCUGCUGGGGUUGCUACAGAUCCUAUCGAUCGUUUUCGGGGAGGAGCCUCCUCUCUAUGCCCGCCAGGAAGCGAUCAAUCAGCCACCACCUCCCGUCUACCCCCGCACACAACCAACCAAUCAGACGCCGCCUCCAGUGCCUGCCCGCUCACAGCCUUCCAAGCUUACGCCCCCUCCAAGAUACCCAACCAAGAGGACACCCAACCCUCAUGCAGGAGCUGGUUCAGUGGCUUGGGCGUAG